GAAACGUAGAAAAAGAAGAAAACGUUAUAUUUGGCGGAAAGUCUGAAAACUUGCUCGUCUUACCAACUAAGUUUAUUCACAUUUCUGAAAACAAGAAGCCUGAAAAAUGUCCUUGAGUGGACAACUAUGGAAGAUGGUAAAUUCAACUUCCCCAAAUGCGGCGGCCACUGUGGGGAACAUCGCUUACUGCUACGUGCUGCCGUGUAUCUGUGCUAUAGGUAUUGUUGGAAAUAUCACAAAUUUGAUGGUUCUUGCAUCAAGGAGAUUACGAGCCGUAUCAUACAUGUAUCUGAGAGCACUAGCCGUCGCCGACUUGCUAUGUAUGCUCUUUGUGCUAGUGUUCGUUUCAACUGAAUAUCUAGCUAAAAACGGUUCUUCGAUUAAUCAAUACAAACUGUACCAAAUUUAUCAGUGCCACCUGAUGCUCACACUUAUCAAUUGGGCUCUUGGAGCUGGAGUUUAUGUGGUUGUUGCAUUGUCGUUAGAAAGAUACAUUUCGAUUGUUUUCCCAAUGCACUUCCGUACUUGGAACAGUCCGCAAAGAGCCACUCGGGCAAUUGUGAUUGCAUUUCUCAUUCCUGCAAUUUUCUAUGUACCGUAUGCGAUUACAAGGUAUAAAGGAAAACAACGAUUUGAUCUUUUACAAAACGUGACAAUAUACUCAAUGGAUGAUCAUCCAAUUUAUACCACAUUUUAUUGGCAGAUUUAUAAAUGGACUAGGGAAGCUAUUUUAAGAUUUCUACCAAUUAUUAUUUUAACUGUGUUGAAUAUUCAAAUUAUGAUAGCCUUCCGCAAAAGGCAAAAGAUGUUCCAACAAUUGACCAAUAAACGCAAGGAGCAAGGCACUCAAAAGGACGAUACGUUGAUGUACAUGCUAGGAGGAACUGUAUUGAUGUCACUUGUCUGUAAUAUUCCUGCUGCUAUUAACUUGUUGCUAAUUGACGAGACUCUGAAAAAGCGGCUCGACUAUCAAAUUUUCCGCGCCGUGGCCAACAUUUUAGAAAUAACAAAUCAUGCGUCUCAGUUCUACGUGUUCUGCGCAUGCUCCACAGACUACCGUACAACAUUUCUUCAAAAGUUUCCAUGCUUCAAAACAGACUACGCGAACCGCGACAGACUCCGUUCGUUUGUUCGACGAACGCAGUCUGUGAUACAAAAGCAAGGAAGCGUGGAGCACACGACCAACUCAAAGGUUUGGAUUAUGUUUAAGAACAAGUUUCAACGUGACUCCCUCUCCCAUCAUUCCCGAAAAUUUUCUCGUCACAUGCCAAUUGAACAGGAUACUGUGGACAUUCAGCUGGCAUCCGGAGAACAGAGUACCAGUGGAGAAAUGUGUGAAGCCGACACCCUUAUCAAGUAUGGUGGAACGGCUCAGUUAUGCAAUGAUGAGAAUAAUACCACAUUUUUGUGAUGAUAGCUUAUCACCAUUUCACUUGAUCACUUUCCACGCAUUAACCUUGUUUGGAAUGAAUAUACUGAAAAAUUGACUGAUUGCCCACCCCGAAUAGUACGUGUAAUAUUUUUUUUAUUUUUCACUAUUUGCACUUUACACCACCGCCACUUGUCUUCUGGGUAUAUGCUGCACCCCACACUGUUUUCAACAAAGCUUUAUCACUUCCUUUAAUUUCUAGGUGGAAGAACUGUCACCUUUUGCUUUGUAGAAAUGUUUUUUUUUUCCUUCCUGCUACUAUGGAUCUCGCUUGUAAUAACAAUGAAUCAAUUUAUUAUGU
Messenger RNA from Caenorhabditis elegans, 1730 nucleotides. RefSeq names its product putative G-protein coupled receptor B0563.6. Gene Ontology annotation, molecular function: G protein-coupled receptor activity. Bases 107 to 1411 code for a protein of 434 amino acids. The transcript has 7 exons. Gene Ontology annotation, cellular component: membrane; plasma membrane. Lineage: Eukaryota; Metazoa; Nematoda; Chromadorea; Rhabditida; Rhabditidae. The record is from RefSeq and is marked reviewed. Gene Ontology annotation, biological process: G protein-coupled receptor signaling pathway.